Sphaeramia orbicularis (orbiculate cardinalfish) is the source of this 2675-nucleotide messenger RNA. RefSeq names its product telomeric repeat binding factor (NIMA-interacting) 1 (gene terf1). Gene Ontology annotation, molecular function: G-rich strand telomeric DNA binding; microtubule binding; protein homodimerization activity. NCBI's taxonomy places the organism in Eukaryota, Metazoa, Chordata, Actinopteri, Kurtiformes, Apogonidae. The coding region runs from base 65 to 1159 and encodes 364 amino acids. The record is from RefSeq and is a predicted model, not a curated record. The transcript has 10 exons. Gene Ontology annotation, cellular component: nuclear telomere cap complex; chromosome, telomeric region; nucleus. Gene Ontology annotation, biological process: negative regulation of telomeric D-loop disassembly; negative regulation of DNA replication; telomere maintenance via telomerase.
CGGAAGCGCGCCAAAAUAAUAAAGACGAAGAAGAGCUUUAUGAAGCAAACGCCUAACAACAAACAUGGAUCCAGAAGUUAACUGUGAGCCUCCGGAAGAUGUUGAUAAUACAGACACAAACGUAGACUUUUCACAAGUUAAAACAGUUGCUACAGGGUGGAUGUUGGACUUUUUGUUUGUAAGUCUAUGUCGCAGUUUUAAGGAAAAUAAUCUUGAUGAGUUCAAGGACACCAUUUCUGCUAUCGAGGCAAUUUCUCAGAGUCCAGCUCUUAAAGGAAAUCUUCACAAUGAAAAAGUAAUGAUUUGUGGUUUCCUCGCCAGAGUUAUGCAUGGAAAGCAGUUGGAUGUCAGGUUUGACGAUGACAACAAGGUGAUGCCUCUGAUGUCUGCUGCAAAGCUAUGGACUACACUUAAAGACACUGUUGCAGAUGAAGCUUUAUUUAAAAACAUCACCGUUCUUUUACUUGUUCAGUCUGUCGCUGUGUGCUUGGAAAAAGGCCAAAAAUCAUCUGCCUCCUCUGUCCUCAAGUGGUUUGAGGCACACCAUGAAUUCCCACAGCAGAACCUGAAAACUAAACUUUCAACAGUCUUGAGCAAGAGUGACAGUUACCACCCGUUCAUAAUGAGCUUCAGCUUCAGCCGCCUGCUAGAGACAGUCCAGUCCUACUUGGAUGCUUAUCUGGAAAAGAAUCCCUCAGACUACCUUCUCAAGGCAGCCGCGAAGAACGUCCGGUCAUCAAAGAAUCCGGAGCCUUUAAAGGACAGUGAAGGGCCACUAAGUGCAGAUGAACCACCGGCAAAAGACAAACAGAAAAGUAAGAAUGGGUCAUGCAUGAGGACUAAACGAAAACUACUCUCAACUAGAAGUCCUGAAGUGUGGAUGCCAGAGUCAUGCAAGAAGGUUAAAGUUUGCCUCACAAAAAUCCCCAAGAGUGAGUUAUGUGAGAUGACAUCUGAGACAGUAACAGAUAGCUCGAACAACAGAAGAGCAAGGAAGAAAUGGACAGCCCAGUUGGACAAAUACCUCAAAGAUGGCGUCAGACGUCACGGGCUGGGGAAGUGGUCUCGCAUCCUACAGGACUAUGACUUUGAAGGACGCACUGGUGUCAUGCUCAAAGACCGCUGGAGGAUUCUCAUGAAGGCACAUAAAGUCAGCUGAAGAGGCAUAGUGUCACUCUGAGUUGUACAUAUACCAUAUGUAGGAGCUUAAUUGUAGUUUUACCAUUAUGUUAUUAUUAUUAUUAUAUUAAUUGUGCUUGCUUUGUUGCUGCUUUUUGUACCAAGAUAGUUUGCCACUAGAGGGCGCAUAAGGCAGCUUUAUUCAUUUGGUUUGCGCUCAUUGUCUUCUAAGAGGGAAUGAUUGUUUUAUUUGUACAUUUGACAAAUGAAUUGUAUUUCCUUAUUAAGUGCAUACUAGACACUUAAAUAUUAGUAUACAGUAUUUUAUUUUUUUUUACUGAAAACUGUUGAACUACUACAAAAUUAUUUGUUUUUAAUAAAAAGUUGAUUUGUGUUUAAUGUGGACAUGAACUAACCACAGGACUCAGUUUAAAUACACAAGCAAAAAACAUGUUAGAAAAUUGUCCUAGAGUACAGUAUAUCUGUUAGAAUUUCGACAUACAACAGAAAAGGACUGAUCUGGUGGAAAAAUGCAUUUAUUUAGAAUCACAUGGUGCUUUUUCAUUCAUUUACAUUGCAGAAAAUAGUAUAAAUUCAGAUAUUUGAAAAUAUUUUUCAAUGUCAGUUUUGUGAAUAAAUUUUUACAUGGUCAAAAUACAUAAUUAUAAUUAAAAGGUUCUAUUUUCUCAGUUUUUUUGUGCACAAACUUGGAAUAAAGUUGGAAUUUUUUUUUUUUUUUUCAGACACAUUCCUCCUUUUAUUUCUCUUAAUAUGCAUCAGUAAUGCAUAAGUGAUAAUUUACUUGCAAAUCUUUUCCAGUGUGGACUGAUAUGGAUGUAACCUCUGCAUCAGAUGUUAUCCUAUGUACAUUAUUUACAUUUAUAAAUAGAUGUUUACACAACUGGUUCCGAAGUUAAAUACAAAUGUAAAAUCAACAGUUAAGCUUUAUAGCUGAAAAUUCACGAAUAAGAAUGCUUGUGCAAGUAUUUAUUUUGUCUUGGAUCAUGACAGUGAUGAAAUAGAUUAAACCUCUCAUAAAUCAUAAAUGAUGUACCAAUAUAUGGCCCACAUUCACAUCCAUAACGAAGACUUUAUUUCCUAGCCAUAGUUUACCUUGAAAAAAUAUAUUUUUUAUCCAACUUACUAUCUAUUCAGGUGAAUGUUUUUUGUACAUUUUCUCUGCAACAUAAAAUGAUUAUAAGUCACAAACUUUUGUAAGUUUUUGUUUUUCACUUAAAUUACAAUUGAGAAAUACAUUCACAAAUUGAAUACAAAAGUGAAUUACAUUUUAUUUUUUAGUAUGAAAAUACUGAUUAGCUUAAAAACAGUUUGUGCUGUGUCAAUAUUCCAUAAGAUGUAAUAAUAGGUCACAAAGUAAUUUUAAUAGUUUCCAUUAUGUUAAGUUACAUUUUAGAAAUGCAUUUACAAGGUGAAUACAACAGUGACUCUUAAAUGAAAAUUACACAAGUCAAGUGCAAUGUUUGUAUAAUGUACAUCAGAAAGCAUUGUUGAAAAAGUAUCUUGACUCAAAACAGGUCAAAUAUGUAUACAGCUCU